AAAUGGUAGAAUUAAGCCGAAUAUGCGAAGGUUUGGAUAAGCCGAAUAUGCUCUCGGCUACGAUUAGGAUUCUUUCUCCUCAAAGAUAGCAAACCAAAAAUCCUGUCUCAACCAAGUACCCAUCCUUUAUACUCCAAAUUCUUCACUGUUAUCAGCAUCUCGAUCAGUUUCACUGCCUUAGUUUACUGUUUCUGAAGAUUUCUUCCGACUACUUGAAUUACGGUUGAAAAGCAUUAAUAUUGUGUGGAACACGUUGAAAUGGCACACGUUCUUUCAACUUCAUGCUGUUUGAAGAUCUCCAGCAAGAAAUCUUACUUCAAGGCAUCAAAUGACAAAUUUACCUCAUUUUCUACGUCAUUUACUUCAAAAAUAUGUAAAUCACCAAUGCUAAGGCUUGUCUGGCAAGAAAAGAGACUCCCAAGAAAGUGUAUUGUCCGAGCAACCACACUUCCAGCCAACCAGGAAGCCCCAGCCACUCAAUCCAGUUCUGUAUAUCUUGAUGCCUCAAGUGGAUUGUCUAAGACACAGCGAGUAAUGGUCAUUGGGGGAGAUGGUUACUGUGGCUGGGCUACUGCUCUCCACCUCUCCAAGAAAGGUUAUGAGGUUGCCAUUGUUGAUAACCUUGUCCGCCGUCUCUUUGAUCAUCAGCUCGGUCUUGACUCAUUGACUCCCAUUUCCUCCAUCCAUAAUCGCAUUCGCUGCUGGAAAUCUAUAACUGGGAAGACUAUUGAACUCUUCAUUGGUGACAUUUGUGACUUUGAGUUCUUAACAGAGACCUUCAAAUCAUUUGAACCUGAUGCUAUUGUCCAUUUUGGUGAGCAACGCUCUGCUCCAUAUUCCAUGAUUGAUCGAUCGAGAGCUGUUUUUACUCAGCACAACAAUGUGAUUGGAACUCUAAACGUGCUUUUUGCUAUUAAGGAGUUUAGAGAAGACUGUCAUUUGGUGAAGCUGGGGACUAUGGGUGAAUAUGGGACUCCCAAUAUCGACAUUGAAGAAGGUUACAUUACUAUUACUCAUAAUGGAAGGACAGAUACGUUGCCUUACCCGAAGCAAGCAAGUUCUUUCUAUCAUCUAAGUAAGGUUCAUGAUUCACACAAUAUAGCUUUUACUUGCAAGGCUUGGGGGAUCAGAGCUACAGAUUUAAAUCAAGGGGUUGUUUAUGGAUUACGGACAGAAGAGACCGCGAUGCAUGAAGAACUGUAUAAUAGGUUUGAUUAUGAUGGAAUUUUUGGGACUGCAUUGAAUCGUUUCUGUGUGCAGGCUGCUGUAGGUCAUCCACUCACUGUAUAUGGCAAAGGUGGUCAGACCCGAGGAUACCUCGACAUAAGAGAUACAGUCCAGUGCAUAGAACUGGCCAUCGCAAAUCCAGCAAAACCAGGAGAGUUUCGCGUCUUCAAUCAAUUUACAGAACAGUUUUCUGUCAAUGAACUUGCUGCUCUUGUUACUAAAGCGGGAGAGAAGCUUGGGUUAGAUGUGCAGACCAUAACUGUGCCAAAUCCAAGGGUAGAGGCAGAGGAACAUUACUACAAUGCCAAGCACACCAAACUCAUAGAGUUGGGCCUAAAACCACACCUUCUAUCAGAUUCUCUUCUUGAUUCAGUGCUCAACUUUGCUAUCAAGUUUAAGGAUCGUGUCGACACCAAACAAAUAAUGCCAAGUGUUUCGUGGAGAAAAAUAGGAGUCAAGCCAAGGACUAUUGCUGCCUAGCCAAGUACUUAAUUUAUAUGUAGCAGCCAUAUCUCGCAGGUUCUACAAACUGAGUUCUAUCUCCCAUCUUUUUGUAGGCAGUAUAUACAUCUUAAUGAAAGCUCCCCAUAUGUAUUAUCUGAGUUUCCUUACUGAGCUUCAGGACGAAUACUAAGUUAUAUUUACUAGUAGAGCAAUACAAGUCAAUAUUUCUUUUU
Molecule: messenger RNA, 1904 nt
Organism: Benincasa hispida (wax gourd)
Lineage: Eukaryota; Viridiplantae; Streptophyta; Magnoliopsida; Cucurbitales; Cucurbitaceae
Gene: SQD1
Product: sulfoquinovosyldiacylglycerol 1
Source: RefSeq, a predicted model, not a curated record